Molecule: messenger RNA, 595 nt
Organism: Halichondria panicea
Lineage: Eukaryota; Metazoa; Porifera; Demospongiae; Suberitida; Halichondriidae
Product: E3 ubiquitin-protein ligase RNF170-like
Exons: 3
Coding region: 107-508 (133 amino acids)
Molecular function (GO): ubiquitin protein ligase activity
Source: RefSeq, a predicted model, not a curated record
UCUAUAUGUCUGGGGACCUCACCUGCCCUGUGUGUACCAACUGUGGCCACAAGCUCUGUGCCAACUGUAUGCUGAGUCACUGGCAGCACGAUUGCUGGCCCAAUGCAUGCAGGUGCCCUAUGUGCAGGAGAGAGGUAACUCUGUUGAUGAGGGGAGGAAUGGAAUUCUAUGGACAACAGACAAUCAAGUGGCAGAGUACAACCAUCGAGUGUCUACCACCAACUCUCCUGGUAUAUUCUCCAUGCUCAGAUAUGUUCCUGCAGUCUACCAUCAGCUCUAUAGGGACAUGUUUCGACUGGGUGGCCUCCCUGUGUGCACCAGACUCUAUAUUCUACUGGUGCUAUUCUUGGCAGUACUCUAUCUGAUCUCACCCAUAGACCUCAUCCCUGAGGCCCUGUUUAGAGUGCUUGGAUUGGGCGAUGACCUCUUUGCCAUGGCGAUGGCUCUACUGUAUGGCGUGAACUUGUAUAGAGAGUAUAUUGUACGUAUUGGAGAGGAACAGAGAUAAAAACGUACAUUUUUUGACGUAUAGUUUUUUUCACAUUCAUUAAUUUUUGAACACUCCAAUUAUAACUGAAAUUAAAAUUCCUAUAGA